Molecule: messenger RNA, 555 nt
Organism: Phytophthora sojae
Lineage: Eukaryota; Oomycota; Peronosporomycetes; Peronosporales; Peronosporaceae
Exons: 3
Coding region: 1-555 (184 amino acids)
Biological process (GO): protein import into nucleus
Cellular component (GO): nucleus; cytosol
Molecular function (GO): nuclear import signal receptor activity
Source: RefSeq, a predicted model, not a curated record
AUGAACGUCGCCCCGGGCAUCGCGCAGUUCGGACUCGUGAUCGCAGGCCGCCCCGUCAUCACCGACUUCCGGGAGAUCGGGCCGGCGCACUAUGUAGUGGACAUCGUGGAGCCUACGCAGGUGACGGAUCUCACGUUCUUCCUGCUGCCGGGCUCCCCCGUGCCCCCAGGCUUCGGAGCCGUGCUGUACUUCGCCGUGCCUGCGCUGCAGAACUGGCAGCUGCUGGGCACCGUGUUCACCGAGAAGCCGAGCGCCAUCUUCCGCACGUCGUGGCCGACCCACCCGGACGUGGUGGGCCAGCCCGUUCUGCAGCUUGGCGUGUCCAUCGAGAGUCUGGACAACGUCAAGAACUUGGGCAUCGAGGCCAGCGGCCUGGAGGAGCGCAAGGCGUUCGCGCUCAAGAUCGCCCAGGACCUAUUUAACUACCUCAGUUCCUUCUCCACGAGCACCAACCAGAGCUACAUGACCAUCCCCACGAACCUGCUGGACAAGUGGAUGGAGCGGUUCGAGGCCAAAUACCGGCGCGACCCGAAUUUCAUGAUGAAGAUUCAGUAG